UGCUGCACUCCCAAUUUAAGCAUUUAUUCCACUGGGAUAGAGGAGUCUGGAGCAGCGCUGGCACCAAAAAACCAUGGCUGGGAUUGUAUAUUUCACCGUCUUUUCGCUUCUCUUUGGGAUUAGCGAGGGGGUCACCGGCUCGCGGGUAUACCCGGCCAAUGAAGUUACCCUAUUGGAUUCCAGAUCAGUUCAGGGUGAGCUUGGGUGGAUAGCAAGCCCUUUGGAAGGAGGGUGGGAAGAGGUAAGCAUUAUGGAUGAGAAAAAUACUCCAAUCCGCACUUAUCAAGUCUGCAAUGUGAUGGAGCCAAGUCAGAACAAUUGGUUACGAACUGAUUGGAUUCCCCGCGAAGGGGCUCAGAGGGUAUAUAUUGAAAUCAAGUUCACACUAAGAGACUGCAACAGCCUGCCAGGUGUCAUGGGGACUUGCAAAGAGACUUUUAACCUUUACUACUAUGAGUCAAGCAACGAUAAGGAGCGCUUUAUUCGGGAGAGCCAGUUUGCCAAGAUUGAUACGAUUGCUGCUGAUGAGAGUUUCACACAGGUGGACAUUGGCGACAGGAUCAUGAAACUCAAUACUGAGAUACGUGAUGUGGGGCCCUUGAGCAAGAAGGGAUUUUAUUUGGCUUUCCAGGAUGUAGGGGCUUGUAUUGCCUUGGUGUCUGUCCGUGUCUUCUAUAAAAAGUGUCCGUUGACGGUCCGCAACUUGGCGCAGUUUCCAGACACCAUCACCGGGGCUGAUACGUCUUCUCUUGUGGAAGUUCGUGGCUCAUGUGUCAACAAUUCAGAAGAGAAGGAUGUGCCAAAAAUGUACUGCGGGGCAGAUGGUGAAUGGCUGGUACCCAUUGGCAACUGCCUGUGCAAUGCUGGGUAUGAAGAGCGCAAUGGAGAAUGCCAAGCUUGCAAGAUUGGAUACUACAAGGCCCUCUCGACAGAUGCUGCCUGUGCUAAAUGCCCGCCUCACAGCUUCUCCAUCUGGGAUGGCGCUACCUCUUGCACCUGCGACCCAGGCUUUUUUCGAGCAGAAAAUGAUGCUGCCUCCAUGCCUUGCACUCGCCCUCCAUCUGCCCCCCAGAACCUGAUUUCAAAUGUCAAUGAAACAUCAGUCAAUUUGGAAUGGAGCCCUCCUCAGAAUAAAGGUGGCCGUGAAGACAUUUCGUACAAUGUGGUAUGCAAGAGAUGUGGGGCCAGCGACCUAAACCGCUGUCGGUCAUGUGGUAGUGGUGUACACUUCAGCCCUCAGCAGAAUGGUUUGAAAACCACCAAAGUUUCCAUUACUGAUCUUUUGGCACAUACUAAUUACACCUUUGAAAUAUGGGCAGUGAACGGCGUAUCCAAGCAAAAUCCAAGUCCAGACCAGGCCGUGUCUGUCACUGUGACAACUAACCAAGCAGCUCCAUCUCAGAUUGCUGUGAUCCAAGCAAAGGAAAUAACAAGGCACAGUGUGGCACUGGCCUGGCUGGAACCUGACAGGCCAAAUGGAGUCAUCUUGGAGUAUGAAGUAAAAUAUUACGAAAAGGAUCAAAAUGAGCGUAGCUAUCGCAUUGUGAAAACGGCUGCCAGAAACACUGAUAUCAAAGGCUUGAACCCUUUGACUUCCUAUGUCUUCCAUGUGAGAGCAAGGACAGCAGCUGGGUAUGGAGACUUCAGUGGGCCAUUUGAAUUCACAACCAACACAGUUCCAUCUCCCAUCAUCGGUGAAGGCACUAACCCCACUGUCCUUCUGGUCUCUGUGGCUGGCAGUGUUGUUCUUGUGGUCAUUCUCAUUGCUGCCUUUGUCAUCAGCAGGAGACGCAGCAAAUACAGUAAGGCCAAGCAAGAAGCAGAUGAAGAGAAACAUUUGAACCAAGGUGUUAGAACAUAUGUGGACCCCUUUACGUAUGAGGACCCUAACCAAGCAGUGCGGGAAUUUGCCAAAGAAAUUGAUGCAUCCUGCAUAAAGAUUGAAAAAGUCAUUGGUGUUGGUGAAUUUGGUGAGGUCUGCAGUGGUCGCCUCAAGGUGCCAGGCAAGCGGGAGAUCUGUGUUGCUAUCAAGACUCUGAAAGCAGGAUACACAGACAAACAAAGAAGGGACUUCUUGAGUGAAGCCAGCAUCAUGGGACAAUUUGACCAUCCCAACAUCAUCCACUUGGAAGGGGUGGUUACUAAAUGCAAACCAGUCAUGAUCAUAACUGAAUACAUGGAGAAUGGUUCUUUGGAUGCUUUUCUCAGGAAGAAUGAUGGCAGAUUUACCGUAAUUCAGUUAGUAGGGAUGCUUCGGGGUAUUGGCUCUGGAAUGAAGUACUUGUCUGACAUGAGCUAUGUGCAUCGAGAUCUUGCUGCUCGAAACAUACUAGUCAACAGCAAUUUGGUCUGCAAAGUUUCAGACUUUGGCAUGUCCCGAGUUCUUGAAGAUGACCCUGAAGCUGCCUAUACUACUAGGGGUGGAAAGAUUCCCAUCAGGUGGACUGCACCAGAAGCAAUUGCCUAUCGUAAAUUUACAUCAGCCAGUGAUGUUUGGAGUUAUGGAAUUGUCAUGUGGGAAGUAAUGUCAUAUGGAGAGAGACCCUAUUGGGAUAUGUCCAACCAAGAUGUUAUCAAAGCCAUCGAAGAAGGGUAUCGGCUGCCACCCCCAAUGGACUGCCCCAUUGCUCUCCAUCAACUGAUGCUGGACUGCUGGCAGAAGGAACGCAGUGACAGGCCUAAAUUUGGACAGAUUGUCAACAUGCUAGACAAACUCAUCCGCAACCCCAACAGCUUGAAGAGGACAGGCUCUGAGAGCUCCAGACCUAAUACUGCUUUGCUGGAUCCAAGUUCUCCUGAAUUCUCAGCCAUAGUUUCUGUUGGUGAUUGGCUCCAGGCUAUUAAGAUGGAGCGAUACAAGGAUAACUUCACGGCUGCCAGCUACACUACCCUAGAGGCUGUGGUGCAUAUGAACCAGGAUGACCUGGCAAGAAUUGGAAUUACUGCCAUUGCACACCAGAAUAAGAUUCUGAGCAGCGUCCAGGCAAUGAGGACCCAAAUGCAACAAAUGCACGGCAGAAUGGUUCCUGUUUGAGCCAGUACUGAACAAACUCUUGAAAUUAGUUUACCUCAUUCAUGCACUUUAAUUGAAGAACUGCACUUUUUUUUACUUCUUCUCCUCGCCGUUUGAAAUAAUAAUAAAAAUAAUUAAAA
Messenger RNA from Heteronotia binoei (common prickly gecko), 3153 nucleotides. RefSeq names its product EPH receptor A4 (gene EPHA4). The record is from RefSeq and is a predicted model, not a curated record. Gene Ontology annotation, cellular component: plasma membrane; neuron projection. Gene Ontology annotation, biological process: cell surface receptor protein tyrosine kinase signaling pathway; protein phosphorylation; axon guidance. NCBI's taxonomy places the organism in Eukaryota, Metazoa, Chordata, Lepidosauria, Squamata, Gekkonidae. The coding region runs from base 74 to 3034 and encodes 986 amino acids. Gene Ontology annotation, molecular function: protein binding; ATP binding; transmembrane-ephrin receptor activity. The transcript is spliced from 17 exons.